AUCAGACCAGGGUAUCAUUGGUCAGUCAUAACAAACCCAAAUGACCAGUACUGACCAAGAUAAAAAGCAGACCAUAUAUCGCCCAUGCUGUGAUCCUAAUUGCUUCGAGAACGAUAAAAAAAAAAUCGGUCUGGCCUCUCAGGUGUAAGUUAAACUAACACCUAUAAUAACUCAGGAAGGAAUUCCAAAAGGAUUGAUAUACCGGCUGUCAGAGAUGAGUAAGACAUAUUUAAGUAACCACUUCCAUAAGUUAUAAUUCUUAUUUCUGCCACACGGUGGAGGAACAGCAUUCAUUUUUCUUCAAUUCUCGGUGAAACUUGGCAGAGCCCUUUGGUAAUCCAUAUUCAUUUCCAAGUGCAUGUUACAGGAUAUAGAACUAUUAGCUUACGAAUUCUGACCUAAUUGUGGUGAACCAAGUCCCUCUCUGGCACGGUUUACUCCGCCCUGGAAGUUCCAACAAACUUUGUGUUUCGGAAAAAAUAAUAAUAGCCCGCUAUAUCCAACUCUGAAUAUCUACAGGUCGACGACUUUGAAUUUACCUCAUUUGAAUAACCAUCUAGAAACAAAUUCAUUUUGGCUUCAUAACUUUGCUGGAUCUUUGGUCCGUACGAUCGGGCAAUCGGAAAACGAGAAGGGAAUGAGACUUGGGAGAAAAUCUUUCCAAUCUGACUGCCCAACAACACAGAAUUAUAUCAGGAUGAUGCCCUCAUUGCUCACCGUGCUUGUGGUUUUUUCCUACGUCAUCGGCAAUACGAAAGCCUGCUCGAUCACGGCAGAUUGGGCGCCAUGGAAUAUCACACAAAGAGCACAGCGAGCGGACAUCGUCGUCGUCGGAACGGUAGUCGGUUACUACCCCAUCUUCCAACACCACGCAUCUCCCUUGUUCUACACAGCCGAGGUCGACGUUUCCUGCGUUUUCGGCGUCCUGGCUGACGCGAGCGCCGUCGCAAGAAACAUCUUCGAUAACAAUGGCGUCGUGAACGUCGUCGGGUUCAACCCCGCCAUGGUACAGUGCCCGACCUCGCAGGUCGACAUCGCAGUCAACCAGGAAUAUAUUUUCUGGGUGAUCGGAGAAUGGAGCGGCGGGAACAUGCGACCACAGGAAAUCAACUCCCAGCCCGCCGCCAUCAUGUCCCAGACUUCCUUCCUUACCGAAUUUUCGGACACCAUGAAGUCCGGCUCCCACAUGGGUUACAGGUUAAAAUCAAGGGGGUGCGACGUCGACACUGGUGUUGACGUCGUCGACAUGUUGUCGACAACCACAACGAAAGGCGGCUUAGGAGGCAGCACCAAGGGUACGUCAAAGAUUACUCCUAAACGGGUAGUGGGAAAAGGAAGUGCAUAUCGCCUGCAACUUUGCUGGACAUCACUUUUGUUUUCAAUUUUGCUAAUCGCCGUAUUCUCUUUCUAGAGAGUAAUUAUUUUAUCAGUUUACUAUUAAGAUAUUUAUGUGAAUUUGUCGAAAAUUAUCUGAUUGCAGAACGGACUAGCUGACCUAAAAUAUUUAUCAUAUUAUCUUUGACCUAUAUGUUUGCAAAAUUGGUGAAGGCUUUCGCCUGCUAUGAUGUGUAUAGUUUUUGUAGGUAUGUAUUCAUUAUGCAUUGCUAGACUGCCCUUGUACAUUAUCAUCUUAUAUACAAUUAUACAUUGCGAUUAUGUCCAUUAACAAUCAAUUCUUCCAUCUAUGUAUUACACCUACAUUAUGUAAUUAAUUAAUUUACGUGAAUUAUGACGAAGUCCUUGCAACACAUUUAUAUCUGGGAUCAAGAAUUGUAGCCCCUUUUGGAACAACACGGAGUAACACAGUAGAGUGAUCACAGUGUAAACACUAUGUUGAAUCGCCUUUUUAACAAUGUGGAGGAUCUUCAUAUAGUCCACUAUUUGAAUCGGCGUUCUUUCCAACGGAGAGGCCUGCACUACCUAGAUCAGCGAUCUUGGAUCAUGUUGCCAUACCCCGUUGUCAGAGUUUAAAUGGUAUAUCAAUUGGGCUUGUGCCUGAUUAUAACGAUUAACAUGUAUAUAUUGUUUGUUUGAUGUAGGUUAGAUGAAUAAAUUAAAAUAAUUCCGUGAGAGAAAUACCCUUUCAAAUUGAAAUGAAUACCGUUGUUACCUCUGUACGAUUUCGUGUGAGAAUAUAAUAUCUUGAGCGCCUUUGUAUAUUAGGAAGUUAGGACGCAAAGGGCUUUCGAGGAAAAGAAAAUAUGUUGUCAAAUGUCCUUCACGACAAAGAGCAAUCAAGAAGGCUUUGUCGAUGAUUGGUUAAUCAAAACAGUAGUUCAGGACGUUGACCAAACGACAUACUUGCAAUUUUUUGUCAGCUCCAAAACUUAGGAGGAAACUACCCUUCCGGUUCACCAAUUGUCAACAAUGACCUCCCAACUCUUCGUGGAAAUUUUCAAUACAUUUACUGCGUUCUUGAAUUCGUCUUGCAUAGCGCUUCAAAAUCUCCCUAUUGUGACCGUGUUAUCUUCUCCACCUUUUCUAUCACAAGAAUUUACAAUAAGGAUUUACUUCCGAUUUAAUGGUAAGAUUAUCCAUUCUUGUCAAUUAUUUCGUCACAAGGAAGACUAUUCUAUGAAAAAAAUACUUUGUGAUAUCAUAUGAUAAUAAUUGUGAUUUUAACGCCUCUAGCGCUUCCAAAGGACUUGGGUGUAUUACUACCCUGGCUUUGGCUUGGCAGGCGUAAUUACUUACAGCGCACACGCAUUUCAAGGAAUUAAUUUGUACAGGCCAGGUACCCAUUUUACCUCACCUGGGUCGAGUGCAGCACAAUGAGGAUAAAUUUCUUGCUGAAGGAAACUACGAAAUGGUCGGGAUUAAAGGGAUUCCAGACUUGGUCAUAAAAUGUGUAAGAGGGGAGAAAUGUAAGUUAGGUAGAACGGUGAAAAGUUUGAAAGAAAUAGGACAAGGAAUAAGAAAGUUGUGGCGGUUAAAAUAUUGAUAUCCCUAUGAAUUUCAAAUCGGCAAUAGUGUAAGUAAAUUAUUAGUGGUAGGGUCAAUUUUACCCAUAGGCCACAUACUUAAUUUUCAGGAUUUUGCGGUUUUCUAUUAAUGUGACAUAAUUUUGUGUGUCCUCAUGAAAAAAAAUUGAUAAAAAUAAUUUGGAAAAAUGACAUUUUAGCCAUUUUAUGUAUUGGAGUAAAUGGAGGAUUAGUCCUUGCCUUACAUCACUAUGACAUCACCAUAUGUGUCUCCAUAAUAUGAUUGACAAUUUUUACAACCUGUUUAAAAAAUCACUACUUUCUUAAGGUUAUUCAAUAAUUUUUUAACUUUAACUUUAUCUACUCGUCUGAUUUUUAUUUAUUUUUGCUAUAAAACGUUUCAUUUGGGGUGGAUUUCCCUAUAAAUCUUUUAAAAGGAAAGGAGGUGUUAUCGCAUUAUCCCAACUCAUUGCAUAUUCAUGUCAGCACGGAUAACUGUUACACAAACUAAAAGCAAAGAUUUAAUAUUCGAAAACCUGUAAUUUCUUACUUUAUCUGAUUGUGAUUAAAAUGUCGUCUUUAUUCU
Messenger RNA from Lytechinus variegatus (green sea urchin), 3507 nucleotides. RefSeq lists its product as uncharacterized. Bases 638 to 1411 code for a protein of 257 amino acids. NCBI's taxonomy places the organism in Eukaryota, Metazoa, Echinodermata, Echinoidea, Temnopleuroida, Toxopneustidae. The transcript has 2 exons. The record is from RefSeq and is a predicted model, not a curated record.